AUGGCCCUGAUUGAUUCUCUCGAACAACUUAGAAAAUUUCAGGACAUUGUUUGCAGAGUGAGCUUACCAGAAGAGACGACGCUGACGUUGCAGGAUGGAGCAGACGCAGGAGCCACAGCUGCACUUGUACAUGGCAACCACACAAAAGAAGUCGUAGCCACAGCAGAACCAGGAGGGAGGAGAAAAAGGAAGAAGGAAGAACAAGACCAACAAAACAAACAUGAAAGGAAGAAAAUAAUAACAAAAUCAAGAACACAUACCUCAAGAAUUAGCCAGAGGGAGACAAAAGAACAUAACAAGGUGCAAAAAGAGCAAAGCAAGGAGCACGUAUCAACCAAUACAGCAAGUGCCGAAGGACAGCAAGAACAAGGUAGAAAAGUAGCUGCAGAAGCAGAGAAUCAAGAUGAGAAACAGGGACAUGGCAAGAGAACGCCACCGAAACAUAAAGGCCAACAGCAGCAUUUCGUCAAGAACACCGAGCAAGAGGAUGGAAGCAAUAGAACAAGCAACCCGACAACAGAUGAUGCUCCCUUAAGAGUGUCAAUAGGAGCAGUACAAGAGACGAACAGGAUCGGAGGCAGCAAAGACGUAUUACAAGCACAGCAAAGAGAAGAGGAUGCCCAUGCAAAACAGAAAGUUGAUAUAGAAGAGCUUUUCAGCACAAGAGCAUUUCAGAUGACCGAUGCAGGGGAGAGAGCCUCAGACACUGCACCUGGUGACACACCCAAGGCUGGUAUACAAAGCAAAGAAAAAGUGGACGCACAAACGGAUAUCCCAACCACCUGCGCAAAGGAAACAAACGAGGACGGUCAUGCCGAAGAACAACAAGGAGUACAAACAGAACAAACCAAAAAACAAGGGCAAAUGGCGACUAAAAUGGUACCCAGUACGCCGACCAAAGAGCAGUCUUCACGUGACAAACACAACCGAGAAGACAUGCCACCAGCAUCGAAGACCAACGAGAUGCAAGAAACAGAGGAGAGCACCAAUAUUCAAGACCAACAAACACAACAACACAAGGGAAUGGAACAAGCAGAAGAUGUUGUUCCAACAACGGACAGCGUAACCGCCGUAGACCAAGCCAGAAAACCUUCGCUGUCCGAGCAAGAAAUAACAGGGAUGGCAAUGUCGACGCAAAAGAUUGAAAAGGUGAACCACAAGACAAAAACGACGACACCACGGAUGAACAAAACGAAAAAGAUCCAGAGGAGCUCCAAACCUCCACUCACCGAAGAAAAGCUCGAAGAGGUAGCACCGGCGGAAAUGACUGAAAAGAAACCUCAACAAGACACGCACGCAGACACAAGCAAAGAAGCAAAGGGCCACGGUGCAUUGGAAAACGAUGCAAAAAACAUUCCAGAGAGAGAGUCAGACAACAACAAGAAAAAGGCCGCACCAUCAGACAAGAAACAUUGUGCUGUAAAAGAUGUUGCCGCCACAAACACGACGGUAAGCCAGGACGGCACUCAAACAGAACGUGAACCAUUGAUCAUACAAAACCUGGCCAUCGAAGAAGGCACAAAAGAUGAAGGGAUCGAACGCCUGUACAACAACGUCAUGACAGCGAAUAAGGACAAAGGGCACGAGAUUUUUAUAAAUACAGAGACGUCAACAGUAACGGUCAGCCUCAUGGCAGAAAGCUUCGAGACUGGAAAGGCAGUGCGCAGCGAAACCAUGGCAGUCAUGCUACAGAUGUUGAAAAAGCAAUUCAGGGGCAUAAAGAGAAAGAUUCUAUCAACAUACAACACCGCAUCAAUACGCAUGGCCAACCACGAAGAUCCAUUCGAGUUCAAACAUAAAGACGAAGCACAUGUCAGAGACAAGACAAUGCCUAAAAGGCUUAAAAGAUUCCUUGAUCUGGAAGAAGGAGAGCAACUACAAGAUUUCGACAUAGUAUUCAUGCCAUUUGAAAAGGAAGACCGAUACACACUAUUCGUGCUCGACAGAUAUAGAAGGAAGCUUCAAAUCAUCAAACCUGAAGAAACCUCUCUUGAAGAAUUGAAGAGGCAAGAAUACCUGAAAAAUCAACGUGAUCGACACGUGCAUGAUGGGAAACUAAUUAAGCAGAUUGCUAACAUGGAAAACAACAAAGCCAUCAAAGAAAAGGAGCAUAACAAAUACCACAACCAUAAAGACAAACUGGUUCCCAGGUUUAAAGAAGUAUACGAAAUAUUACUGGGUGAAAAGUUCGAAAAGGAAAAGACUAGAUGGGAUGUUCAAUUUUUACAGGGCGUUCCAAAGGUGAACAAAGGUGAAACCCCGUUUGCUGUUCUAAGGUUCUCGCAUCCCUUUGAUGGCAACCACUUCGUCGAAGAGAUAGAUAAUUUCGACGAUGGCACGAAACAAUGGAAAGCACAACAACUGUGCAUGCUACUAUUUAGCGAUCAGAAUACAAUCGAACCCAGCGAAAUGGGCGAUGAGAUUAGAAAGAUCUACGAUGACAUCACAGAAUAA
Aegilops tauschii subsp. strangulata is the source of this 2454-nucleotide messenger RNA. NCBI's taxonomy places the organism in Eukaryota, Viridiplantae, Streptophyta, Magnoliopsida, Poales, Poaceae. The record is from RefSeq and is a predicted model, not a curated record.